Molecule: messenger RNA, 1254 nt
Organism: Ambispora gerdemannii
Lineage: Eukaryota; Fungi; Glomeromycota; Glomeromycetes; Archaeosporales; Ambisporaceae
Source: the annotation of a GenBank genome assembly
AUGGCACCUCCUGGAACUUCCACUAUAGUCGUCCCUCCCUCGUUUUCCCUUGAAAAAUCCACUUCUUUUACUACAAAAAAAGAAAUUCACCCGAGGCCAAUGACCACUCAAUACAUUGCUAAAGUUAACACUCUUUAUCAAAGAGCUGCUGAAGCAUUAAUUUUGCGUCAAUAUGACACUGUUCACAUGAGCUGUCUGUCGGCCUUUUCCGAAUUGUCUCCGCUAUCGUUUACCGAUAAUUCCUCACCAGCCACCCUGAUUACACUGCGUAAAAAAGUCUGGGCACUCUACGUAACAUUUAUCGCGUCCAUUCUUGCCGAAGAGUCACGGAUAAACUCGAUCCACCCCGAGACGAAACGGCUACUAGAGAAAUCAGCGUCACAAGUAGUCGAAGAAGUCUGGGUGCGUGUACGUGACGAAGGUUAUUGCGAUGAAGAGGGUUACGUCGAUGGAGAAGUUGUCAUUGCAUGUCUUUUAGUGAUCAAUUAUUUGUUCAUUGAUGCCGUAUUCCUCCUCCUCUCGUAUUCCAUUGUGAAUAUUGCCAGCGUUUUACUUUGCUUGGGCCAACAAUUACCAAAAAUUGCCAAAGAUAUCAUAGAAAGCUGGCUGUUUUCCAUUCCAGAGAUGGUUUUGCUUCAGUUUGAUUACGCGUCGGCAAAUGGAAUUAAGGGUGAUCCUUUGUUGAAAACUUAUGAACAAAUCGUGGAAUUAUAUGUUCUCCAUAUACUUCCAAGGUUGAAGGAUUGGGGUUAUGCCAGAAGUUUCUUGGAGGACAAUAAUAGAGUUGACGAAGAUCGUAAAAAGGCUGAACACAUUUCUUCUUCCACAAAGCUACCCAAUGGAAUGAAUCAAUCGACUAUAAAUGGACGUAUUUCUCACACUCCUUCGCCUUCAUUACUUGCAGAUAACAGGAAAAAUGGCAGCAGCAACAACAAUGCACAGCUAAUUCGUUCAUCUCUCUCAUCCACCUCUUCAACAGAAGUCGUUGAUACACAAAGGAGACCUACCUCUGUACGAGGAAUAAGAAUUCCAUCUGCGAAUUCUUUCAGUCAGGUAGCAAGUGCGAUAAUAUAUUGCGGUGAAAAAAUGGCACAGAGUUUCACUAUUCCACGGAUAAUUUUCCUUUGCAUAUUCGUUUAUUUAUACAACGGAUCAAAUGCAAAAGCAAGACGAAAAAUAAGCGAAUUCUUUAAUGAAAUACUGGCAAAAAUUUGGGAAACCAUUAAAGCUGGAACUGUUAUUACUUACGUCUAG